UAGAUCAGAUUCAUUUUACAUCGAUCACAUCCGAUCACAUCAUCAACCCCGUCCGGACCAUCCAUCAUCAUCACCCUGUUGGACGCCAAAAGGACACUGCGCAUCGGCCACUCGACUCAUGGACGAGAGUCUACCCCUAUUACCAUCAAGCUCGGCCAUGGGGUCGGGCACGACUUCCACCUCGUCAAUUCACCGAAGAGAUAGGUACGGGCAACCUUCAUCAUCACCCUCGAUUGCGGAAGGACCGCCCCAUUUGUCUGACAACAUCACCACUCGACGACCAUCCCUCGCAUCCCCCUUGGGCGAAUUUCGCAAAGAUCCGAGUUCGCCUUGCAUCGUCUCGACCUCGCAACCACAACAACCAGCCACGACCGCGAUUGAUCCUCUCAUGUCGGACGAUUCUGGAUCUGAGCGUGGAGUCAAGAGGAGGAGGAGGUCGAGUGCAUUCGAGAGGUGUGAUGAGAUGAGGAGGAUGUCGAUGAAGCGAUCUAACGGAAGUGGAUCCUUCUCGGCCGGAACAGGCGGAUCAGCCGCGACGAGCGGCCGUGACGUCGAAGGUCCAGAUCGACCUCACGAACAAGAUGGAACGCAUCACCCGACGCCGACGACAAAUGUCACGGGAUCCCUCGUUUCGUCGACCACGUCGUCAUCAUCGACAACAUCAGCAUCGGCGUCGACCUCCUCACUCGUGCUCGACCUGCACGCCACGACCUUGUCAUCCUCCCCGCAACCACUGCCUCGACCUCGGACGCGACCACAACCCGUCUUCACAUGUCCUUUCACUUCGUAUACCAAGGACAGGCAAGACCAAACCCAACCUCACCCGUUACACUGCUCUGAAGAUCAUCCGCACGAGAUUUGCGGUCGAAAUCGACGGAACAGCAGUAUAUCCUCUCAAUACACAAGACGGGAUUCUGGAUGGUCCACCGCGGAGAGUCGACGUGGGACUCUGACGAGCGGAUUCUCUUCACCUUCGACGUCGACCUCGGCUGUCGACAUGACAUCGCAGCACAACAAACAAGAGUUCUCCAGAGUUUGGGCACAACGGGAGGUGGAAGGAUAAACAAGGGCUGGACGAGGACAAGGUGCAGAUGGUCAAGGCGUUGAAGGCCUCCGCGUCCAUCCAUCUGAAAUUCUCCCUCAUACAUCGCUCGUGGACGCCCCACGUGAUCAAGUCCCUAUACCGAUUUCCUCGAUUGACAAGCAAAGACGCCAUCGAAAAAUUCGAUCGGGCUAUACAAAACCCAUUAUCCCUGUGGGGUUCAGAACUGAUGCCAGACGGACAGAUCGGAGGUGUGCUAGGGUUCCG
Messenger RNA from Filobasidium floriforme, 1309 nucleotides. RefSeq lists its product as uncharacterized. The transcript is spliced from 3 exons. Lineage: Eukaryota; Fungi; Basidiomycota; Tremellomycetes; Filobasidiales; Filobasidiaceae. The record is from RefSeq and is a predicted model, not a curated record. The coding region runs from base 119 to 1063 and encodes 314 amino acids.